GAGGGGGCGAGCGAGCGAGCGCGCAGGCAGGCGGCUGCCAGCAGCUCAUCCCCGCUCGCUCCUGGCGGCGCCUGCUCGCAGAAGCUCCCGGAUCCAGACACGCGCAAGGCGCUGUCCUUUCAGCACCACGAGCCCGGCCGAGGAGGGAGGACUCUUGGCUGUGCUCCUGCUCUCCAAAUUGGCUUGAAUCUGCUCGGACCCCCAAGAGUGCAGCACAGUCCGGGAAGAAAGGCACAAGGAUGGUGAAGCUGAACGGCACCCCGGGCGAGAAGGGCGCCAAGCCGCCCUCGGUGGAGGAUGGCUUCCAGACCGUCCCUCUCAUCACCCCCCUGGAGGUGAAUCACCUGCAGCUGCCCGCUCCGGAAAAGGUGAUCGUGAAGACAAGAACGGAGUACCAGCCCGAACAGAAGAACAAAGGGAAGUUCCGGGUGCCGAAGAUCGCCGAGUUUACGGUCACCAUCCUGGUCAGCCUGGCCCUCGCCUUCCUCGCCUGCAUCGUGUUCCUGGUGGUUUACAAAGCCUUCACCUACGACCACAGCUGCCCGGAGGGGUUUGUCUACAAGCACAAGCGCUGUAUCCCGGCCUCCCUGGACGCCUACUACUCGUCGCAGGAGCCCAGCUCCCGGAGCCGCUUCUACACGGUCAUCAGCCACUACAGCGUGGCCAAGCAGAGCACCGCCCGGGCCAUCGGGCCCUGGCUCUCGGCCGCCGCCGUCAUCCACGAGCCCAAGCCGCCCAAGACCCAGGGCCACUAGGGGCCACGGCAGCCGGGGGGCUGGGCGCAGGGGGGACCCCGCUGGCUAAAAGCUCCAGUUACCAGACCAGGCUGUCCUCCCGGGGUGGGGGGCGGGGGGCUCCCCUGAACUUCCAUGCGCUGGCGUCGUCCAAAUCGCUUUCUUUUCGUCCCUGGUAUUGUCGCUUCUCCCCGAGUCCGGCUCGUGUACAAAGGCAUGUUGCGUGUUGACCGUCCCCAUGUAAGACAUGUUCAAGGCCACUGCUUAGUGUUUGUUAGGAAACAUUAAAAACAGGACAGGAGACAGAACACCAACAGGAAAAGGGUGAGCGGGCUGCGUGGGGAGGCGUGGAGGGCAGCGAGGACCCUCGGCUGCUCAGAUGCGGGGCCGCAGCUUCUGUGUGGGCUCUGGGGGUGCGGGACCCGGGGCGACACAGCGGGGCUCUGAGGGAGCCACAGCUCACGGUCACAGCCCCCAGCAGGGGUGCCCUGCAGGUCGGCACAGAUGUGUGAGGGUUUCCAAGCCGCCUGGGGGGGCGGGGGGGUGGUGUCCGCAAACAGGAGCGGGCGACUCCCUGUGUCUUUCCCUGGUGUUUCUAGAACCUCACCUGGGCGCUGCCCUCGUUCCUGACAGGCCGGGGGGGGGGGGGGGGGGGGAGGGGGGGAGCGCUGCAGAAAGUGCACAGGCACCCGAUUUUAAACUUUUGUUCGGUUGUUUGUUUCCCAGAGUGCUAAUAGCAAUGAGAACAAUAAAGGCGGUAACCAGGAAGCUCAGGGGGGGCCCGAGACCCAAGGCGGGGCCGCGGCGAAGCGAGCUGGUUCUGAAGGAGGCGCACACUCGGGUCUCCUGCCCACGCGGGUGUCGAAGGGACAUCCGUCCACCCCUGAGCUGGUUUAGAUGCUCCUGACAAGGCGGCGGCACCGGCCUCAGCCCGCCCCACCCCGGCCCUGAACCCCCUCGGCACCCACGGUGCGCCCCACAAGCAUUCUGGGGAGGCCCACUCUGCAGGCGUGGGCUGCAGGCUGGGAGGUGUGAUUUGAGACGAGGUUUCCCCGCGGAGCUCUGACGGCCAUGCCAGGGCCUGGGUGGCUGCCGUGCGGCCGUCAUUGUCAUUGUGCACAGCAGCUGGGCCGAGAGCAGCGGCUCCCGGCGUCCCGCCAAGGCCGCCAAGGCCACCGUCCGACCCUCCCCCCUCUGCCCGGCCGCAGGUCACCCACCUCCAUCCGUCAUCCACAGCCCGUGACAAGCUGUCCCUAGCCCAGCCGCUGAGCGCUUUCUAACUUUGUGGUGUAUUUUUGUCAGUAGGUAGCAGAGGCUGAGUAUUUUUUGUGUAAUUCUUGAACUUUUCUGACAGGAAACAAAUAAAGAUAGAUGUGUCUGAGA
Molecule: messenger RNA, 2117 nt
Organism: Myotis daubentonii (Daubenton's bat)
Lineage: Eukaryota; Metazoa; Chordata; Mammalia; Chiroptera; Vespertilionidae
Gene: NSG2
Product: neuronal vesicle trafficking associated 2
Biological process (GO): endosomal transport; clathrin coat assembly
Cellular component (GO): endosome; membrane
Molecular function (GO): clathrin light chain binding
Source: RefSeq, a predicted model, not a curated record